AUGUGUUACUAUUGUCACUAUUUAGCAAAUGAUAAAUCAAAUAGUUAUAAUGAUGAUGAGGAUGAUGAGGAUCAAUACGUACGGAAAGAUAUUAAAUAUCGUCGUACAGGAUCAUGUCGUUUAGCUACCAUAUUACGUCUUAUUAGUAUAACAAUUUUUUUUGUUAUGUUCAAUAUAACAAUUGUUCUUUCACAAUCAUCACAAAAUCAGCAAAAUCGAGAUCAAUCAUCAUCAAAAAUUCUUGAACUAAAUUCUCGAGAUUUUUUCACUUCAAAUAAUGUUAAUAAUCAAGGUCGACAACAAACAAAAACUCGUCAAAAUUUUCCUAUUAAAACUUCUCAAUCACCAACAAUUAAUUCGACAGUAUCAAUACCUCCAGCAAAAACAAAACGGUUAACACAUGAAAAACGUCUUAUACGUGAUUUACUUAAUAAUUAUCCAACAAUAUAUGCACGUCCAAUACGUAAUAUAUCACAAUCAUUAACUAUACAAUUUGGUUUAACAUUAACACAAUUAUUUGAUCUUGGUUCAACUGGUCAAAAAAUGCAAACAAAUACAUGGAAAACACUUAUUUGGCAAGAUAUGAAUUUAGUUUGGAAUCCAAGUGAUUAUGGUGGUUUAGCAACAGUAUGUUUACCUGCUGAUUCAAUAUGGACACCGGAUAUUGUUUUAUAUAAUUAUGCUGAUGAACGUUUAAAAGAUUGGCGUGACAUAUCUGCUGUUAUACAAAAUACAGGUGAUAUUUUAUAUGUACCAGCAACUAUGCAAUUUAGUGUUUGUUUUCUUGAUAUAACUAAAUUUCCUUAUGAUCUUCAUCAAUGUUCAUUAUUAUAUCGUUCAUGGACAUAUGAUCAUACAAAAGUUAUGCUUGCAUUUAAAGAAAAUAUACCAGCUAUGGAUAUGUCAUCAUAUUUAAAUUCAAAUGAAUGGAAAGUUGUUGCACUUCCAGCAGUAAAAUCUAUUACACCUGAUGGAUUUUCAUUAUUAACAUAUACAUUGAAUAUUCAACGAAAAGGUGGUCUUUAUGGUUAUAUAUUAAUAUUACCAUGUUUACUAUUAUCUGCAGCAACAAUGGUUGUUUUUUGGAUUCCACCAGAAUCACCAGCAAAAAUGAUUUUAACUGUAUCAAUUUUUUCUGGUCUCUUUCUUCUAUUACUUCUGCUUGCUGAAUCUAUUCCGGGUGGUGGUGGUACUCCUAAUAUUGGUUAUUAUUAUUGUGUCAAUAUGGUUGUCGUUUCUGUAACAGCCGUCCUUGCUACUACUGUCAUACAUAUAUAUGUUCGUGGUGAUCGACGUCAAGGAAUUCCUUUAUCUAUACGUCGUUUUUUUCUUCAAUAUCUUGCUCGUUUAUAUUGUAUGGCACCAAGAACGCCAACAGCAUUAUCUGAUACUGUUUCAUCUCGUUAUGGUUCACCAUCUCCCGGUGCUCUUUUAUUACCCGAACAUAUAUUUUUAACACAUCAUUAUCAUGAGGAAGAAUUUUCUAAAAAACUUAAAUUACUUAAACAACGUUUUCAUGAAUUUCAUCGACAACAACAACAACACGGUUUAACAAAUGAAAAUUCAAUAACAAAUGAAACAAUGUCAGCACUUAGUUUAAAUUUACGUUCAAUUGAAAAUGAUUUAAAAGAAGUUCGUGAUUAUUUAAGACAUAUGAAAAAGAAAAUUGAAAAUAGUGAUCGAGCAAAUAAAAAUGCUGAUGAUUGGAAACAAGUAGCACUUGUACUUGAUCGAACAUUUUUUUUCGCUUAUUUUCUUUGGUUUAUUAUUUCUGUUGUUGUUAUGUUUCCAAAAACAAUUAAUAUAUCACAACCUAAUUGGUCAACAACUAAUUUAGCAACAUCAGAAAAUGCUACUCUUGCUACAAACAAUUUUACAUUGAUUUAA
Molecule: messenger RNA, 1887 nt
Organism: Rotaria sp. Silwood2
Lineage: Eukaryota; Metazoa; Rotifera; Eurotatoria; Philodinida; Philodinidae
Source: the annotation of a GenBank genome assembly